Rotaria sordida is the source of this 552-nucleotide messenger RNA. Lineage: Eukaryota; Metazoa; Rotifera; Eurotatoria; Philodinida; Philodinidae. The record is from the annotation of a GenBank genome assembly.
AUGUCAUACAUUGAAAUAGAACAUAAUGAACACACUGGAUGGUUUUGUAAUAAUGAUCUUAUUCUUAUUUGUGAUCAAGAAACAUUCAUUAAUGAUAGAAAUAGUCCAUUUAUGGACGAUAAUAAACUUCAAUCAAUAUAUUCAACACAUAUAACUCGAAAAUGUCGUCGUCAUAUUCCAAAACUUGAUUUUAAUGAUAAAAAAUUAUUUCCAUAUAUAUCAAAUAAAACUAUACGUACAACAAUAACAAAUAUAUCUUCAAAUGAAAUAAAUAUUGAUGAAGAACUUCUAUCAGAAUUAAAUUCAAUGUUAGAUUGUCGUGAAUAUGUUAGUAAACAAAAUCAUUUUUUUGAUCGAAAACAAUUUCAACAAGCUCAAGCAGCACAAGCUGAUGAAGAAAAAAAAUUAGAAGAAUUUAAAAAACGUCAACAAGAACAAAAUAAAAUUGAAAGACAACAACGAAGACGACAACAUCCAUUAUAUGUUAGUCGAUUUGAUGAAAAACGUUAUGUACCAUCAAUAAGAAAAAAAUUAUAUAAAUUUGAUAAUUAA